AUGUCUCGAGCGCUGGCGUGUGCCCGCGUGCACACGCGCGCCAUGCACACCAGUGUGCGAUGCGCGAAAGAAGAUAUCACGAAGGAAAUGAACUACGUCCUGCGAAAAGACACCAUGCCACUCCAGCAACUGCCCAAGUAUCGCUUCGACGAUGUCUCUACUGUCGGUCAUAUGCGUCUGCAAAAGGAGCGCCAAAUGCUCAAAUACUAUCGUCUCUUGGCCAACGAGUUCCCCAAGCUGAAGGAAUUGCAUGUACCGUUUACCCCCCCACCACCCUCAUCUUUCCUUACUUUCAAGUUCACACACUAUCAGGGCGAAGAACAUCCUGAUACAAGCAAAGUCGUACUUACCUUGGCCGUAAAAGAUCUAUUCGACGCCAAGGCACUCUCUACAUCGCUAGCUAAGCACAAGUUCCUGCUGCUAGCCGGCCCGCGCUGGCAACCACCGCACACGGCGUUGGUCCAGCGCUGGAACGACGCUCUCGCACAAGGCCCGGACGCACUCGAGGCGCUGUGCCAGGGUGAGGGCGAUCUGGGCUCGGUCAAAAUCGCCUCGCAAUCCUUUCCGAAUGAGGCACAAAAUAUGAAGUGGUGCAGCGAUGUGCUGGACCGCAUGGUAUCUGAAUCCCAUGCCGAGCCGGCGCUGCACGACGUGCCGUUGGAUGUGCGUCCGUACACUUCAUCCAAUGCGCGAGGCGGUCGUAAGAGUCGGCCCACCAAACACGACUUCCCUAAGGAGUGGCUUCCGUAG
This is a messenger RNA of Malassezia restricta, 750 nucleotides long. Its product is annotated as small subunit ribosomal protein S35. The coding region runs from base 1 to 750 and encodes 249 amino acids. Gene Ontology annotation, biological process: mitochondrial translation. The transcript has a single exon. The record is from RefSeq and is a predicted model, not a curated record. NCBI's taxonomy places the organism in Eukaryota, Fungi, Basidiomycota, Malasseziomycetes, Malasseziales, Malasseziaceae. Gene Ontology annotation, cellular component: mitochondrial small ribosomal subunit. Gene Ontology annotation, molecular function: structural constituent of ribosome.